ACCCUGCUUCUAUUUAAGUCCGAGGCAGUCCCCGGGUCCCCAGUCAUUUUAGCCGGUGCCCAGGCCAUCAGCGCAGAAGAGAAGGGUAGCAUGGUUGCGGGGGACAAAGAGAGACAGGAGGGGCCGGCCAAGAGAGCCCUCCAGAAGAUCCACAGAGCCACCCUGGUGAUCAGCUUGGCCCGAGGUUGGCAGCAGUGGGCAAAUGAGAACAGCACCAGGCAGGCCCAGGAGCCUGCAGGCUGGCUGCCGGGUAGGACUCAGGACUCAACCCAAGAUCCUAAACCAGUGACACACCCCGCUCCCAACCAGAAAGUUUGGAGUGCCCCAAAGUCUCCUUCCCUAAAGCCAGAGGGGCAUGGAGAUGGACAGAGCUCAGAGGAAGCCACUGAGGUCUCUCACAUCAAAAGGAAAGAGGUGACCAAAACAGUUGUCAGCAAAGCUUAUGAGAGAGGAAGAGACGUGAGUGACCUCAGCCACAGAUAUGAGAAGGACGGUGGCAUGCCAGAACCUGGGCAGCCAGAGGAUGACAUUGACCGGAUUCUCCACAGCCACGGCUCCCCAACACGGCGGAGAAAAUGCUCCAACCUGGUGUCUGAGCUGACCAAAGGCUGGAAGGCGAUGGAGCAGGAUGAGCCCAAGGGGAGGAGUGACAGCAUAGACACGGAGGACAGCGGCUACGGCGGCGAGACUGAGGACAGGCCCGAAGAGGAGGAUGGGGAGCAGGUGGCCAGAAUCAGACGCCCCUUACCUUCCCAGGCAAACCGAUUUAUGGAGAAACUCAACUGCAAGGCCCAACGGCAACACAGCCAAGUGCACAGCCUGAAAGGGAGAUGGCAACAGUGGGCCGAUGAACACAUACAGUCCCAGAAGCUCAACCCUUUCAGUGAAGAAUUCGAUUAUCAGCUGGCCAUGUCCACCCGCCUACACAAGGGAGAUGAAGGCUAUGGCCGUCCCAAGGAGGGAACCAAGACUGCCGAAAGGGCCAAGCGAGCUGAGGAGCACAUCUACAGAGAAAUUAUGGACAUGUGCUUCAUUAUCCGCACGAUGGCGCGCCACAGACGGGAUGGAAAGAUCCAGGUUACUUUCGGAGAUCUCUUUGACAGAUACGUCCGUAUUUCAGAUAAAGUAGUGGGCAUCCUCAUGCGUGCCAGAAAACACGGACUGGUUGACUUUGAAGGAGAGAUGUUAUGGCAAGGCCGCGAUGACCACGUUCUGAUUACUCUACUUGAGUGA
Molecule: messenger RNA, 1233 nt
Organism: Artibeus jamaicensis (Jamaican fruit-eating bat)
Lineage: Eukaryota; Metazoa; Chordata; Mammalia; Chiroptera; Phyllostomidae
Gene: ABRA
Product: actin binding Rho activating protein
Exons: 2
Coding region: 91-1233 (380 amino acids)
Biological process (GO): positive regulation of Rho protein signal transduction; positive regulation of transcription by RNA polymerase II
Cellular component (GO): sarcomere
Molecular function (GO): actin binding
Source: RefSeq, a predicted model, not a curated record